Molecule: messenger RNA, 1098 nt
Organism: Penicillium salamii
Lineage: Eukaryota; Fungi; Ascomycota; Eurotiomycetes; Eurotiales; Aspergillaceae
Source: the annotation of a GenBank genome assembly
AUGUCACAUUCUCCCGGGGAGCUGAAGGGCAUCGCCAUUGCAGGGCGAGUCUCCUCGGUUCUCUCUAUUCUAGGUUCAUUCACAAUAAUAGGAGCUUUUGCUCUGUCCCGGCACUUUCGGAGUCCCAUUCACCGAAUUAUCUUUUACAAUGCCUUUUAUAAUCUUUUUGACUCCGUCGCUACUAUGAUUUCCACCAGUGGACCGGCCGCAGGCGAACUUUCAUCUUUAUGUCAGUUUCAAGGUUUUGCGCUGCAAAUGUAUGUUCCUGAUGUGCUCUGGACAUUCGCAAUGGCCCUGGACACAUAUCUGGUGGUCUUCCACCAUUUUGAUACCCAAUCUUUGCGCAAGCUCGAGAUCAAGUACACCGGUGUAAUUACCACACUCUCAUUCAUUCCUGCCUUUGUUUUCCUUUUCAUCCGUGGUCGGGAAAAGGGCCCUAUCUAUGGCGAUGAGACCAUAUGGUGCUCUGUGUCUCGCAAAUGGAUGAUCCUACGGAUUAUCUUUUAUUAUGCACCAGUAUGGUUCAUAAUAGUGGUGGUCUUAAUAUUAUACACGCUUAUCGGCAUCGAAAUUACAAGAGUCCGCGACGAGUUCAAACUGACCGAUGACGAUCAUAUUGCAUUGACCUCUGGAAAUUCAGCCAGCAGUAUCACGACAACAAUUGAAGCCAGAUCUCAGGGGACUCAGUCAGUCGAUCCUGAAUCUAUACCGACACCUCCAUCUGCAUUCAAAGCAUCUUUGGCGGCCCAUCAGGUCCAAAAGCAGAGACGUGUCUCCUUGAGACAAUAUGUUAUUAUGCCGUCGCUGUUCUUUCUCGCGAUGCUGACCACUUGGAUCGCACCCACCAUCAACCGUAUCUCAGAGUUUGUCCAUCACCGACACGGAACAUUUGCACUUUUGGUCUCUGUGAGUACUUUGGGGUCCCUUAGGGGGUUUUGGAACGGUGUCAUAUUCGUCACUAUUGGCAUGAAAGGUUUGAAAAGGCGAGCCUCUGAAAGAAGGAUAGCUUUAAGACAGGUGAGUUCACUUCUGUCACUUUUCUUCUCGGUUUUGAAAGCUGUUCAAAUCUUAACUAAAAACUACAGACGUUAUAGAUGA